UGUCCGGUAAACGUAAACAAAGUGCUGCCCUGUCUCUGCAAGACUGUGGCCAUGUCAGCCACACUUCGCUGGCUGUCUGGAGGUUGCAGGAGCUGGAGGUUGUUGUGCAGUGUCACCUGCCCCCCUCUCCACAUUAGAUGUGUCAGCAGUAGCGCUGAAGUGGGUGCAAAACCUGGUUCUGAGGAAGAGCAGCUCUGGGAAACAGCGGGCUCUUUACCCUUUUUUGCAGCCAGCCUAGGACCUUUCUUUCAGGACGGACCUGUGCUCAAGAACCCUUUUUUGGAGGAUGCCUUGCUCAAAGGGUACUUGAGGCGACACCUGCCUCAGGAGGCAGUCUUCUCAGACUUGUGUGCCUUUGGCGAGCGUGUGGCCACUGAGGUGGACGGUUGGGGCAGAGAGUGUGAGGUCACUCCUCCGCGCCUGGUGCAUUUUGACCCUUGGGGCCGCAGAGUGGACCAGAUCUUGACCUCCCCGGCAUGGAAACGCAUGAAAGAGCUGUCGGCGUUGGAGGGAUUGGUUGCCAUUGCCUAUGAGAGGUCGUUUGGAGAAUGGAGCCGGGUGUAUCAGAUGAGCAAGUUGUACCUCUUCUCCCCCUCGUCUGGACUCUACACUUGUCCUCUCGCCAUGACUGAUGGAGCUGCCAAAGUCAUUCAGUCCAUAGGAGUUUCAUGGCCGGUAGAAGAAGCCUACAAUCGACUGACCACACGUAACCCUGAACGUUUCUGGACAUCAGGACAGUGGAUGACAGAGAGACAAGGAGGCUCUGAUGUCUCCAGUGGCACAGAGACAGUAGCAGUUCCCCAAACAGAUGGUUGGUACAAACUCCAUGGCUUCAAGUGGUUCACUUCUGCCACUGAUGCAGACAUGACGCUCACACUGGCCAGAGUGCGCGACAGAGCAGGAGCAACUACUCCGGGUAACCGAGGUUUGUCUCUGUUCUACGCCGAGGUGAGUCAAGACCAAGAUGGCCGCCUGAGAGGGAUAGAGGUUCAGAGGCUAAAGGACAAGCUGGGAACCAGACAGAUGCCAACAGCUGAGUUACUGCUGGAUGGGCUACUGGCACACAAGCUGUCAGAAGAAGGAAGAGGUGUGGCCUCCAUUGCCAACAUGCUAACUAUAACCAGGAUCCACAACAGCGUCUCUGCAGUCGCAGCAAUGAGAAGGGUGGUCCAGUUAGCUCGUGACUAUGCCACUCGCCGCACCGCUUUCGCAAAGCUUCUUAAAGACCACCCGCUACACAUGCAGACUCUUGCCAGGAUGGAGGUGGAGACCCGUGGAGCUUUCUUCCUGGUGAUGGAUGUGUGUCGCCUGCUGGGUCGAGAGGAGAGCGGCAUCGCCACCCAGCUUGAUACACACCUUUUGCGUCUGCUCACACCAGUUGUCAAACUCUACACCGGGAAACAGGCAGUCGCUGUGGUGUCGGAGGGUUUGGAAAGCUUUGGCGGGCAAGGCUAUAUCGAGGACACAGGGUUGCCUGGAAUACUUCGAGAUGCACAGGUGCUGAGCAUAUGGGAAGGCACGACAAAUGUUUUGUCUCUGGAUGUUCUGCGCUGUGUGGCUCGGAGCUCAGGAAUGGUUCUGCAUGCUUAUUUUACUCAUGUCAAAUCCCUCCUUGCAGGAGCUUCAAGUGUCUCCUCACUAGGCCCAGCUGUGAGAGCAGUAGACGAUGCUCUCUCUAAACUGGAGGGCUUUGUCAGGGAGGCAGCCACCAGACCUCCAGUCUACCUGGAACUAUCAGCCAGAGACCUGGCAUAUAGCCUGGCUCGCAUCUAUACAGGUGCUCUUCUCAUUGACCAUGCAAGUUGGAAAAGAGCGUCUCAAUCAGACACCUAUGCGGCGCUUAGGUGGUGUGAACAGGAUUUGUGCCCCGUCGUUUCUAACCAGGCGAGAGGCUGCUAUGAUCCCAACGCUCCAGGACUUGAUGCAGCACUCGUGUAUGACCAGACAACACAGAACUAAAAUGGAUGCAUAUUGUAUUUCUAAUGUGCUGUGCUGUACGUUCAUUUAACGCUACUUAUUAUAUUGUUUGACAAACUACAUCUACAUUCAGUGGAGGAGACAGAAAUUUUGUAUUGGAGUGGCCAAGGUGAGACCAUUACUCACUUAAGGGUGGCAAUAAGUUGAUACCCGAAAUGUCUAGCUGGCCAGUGGGGUCGCCACGUAGCUCCGCCACUGUCUACAUUGAAGCAUGGCAAUUUAAUUGGAUGACAUUCUGUCAUCUGACACUAUUGCAGUUUGUAACAUGACGCCAUUUCCCAUUCUGUGCAGCACUGUGCAAAAGUCUGAGGCCACCAGUAGUCAUUUUGACACAGUACAACAGUAAAUAGGACAGACACAGAUAUGAAGAUUACAUUCAAAAUACAGAAAUUGUUUCCACCACAUGGCACGUGGACCAAGGAAAAAUCAUUUCAAUGUAGGUGAGGAUCUGGAUAAAGGUGCUAAUAUAGGAAUUUGUUAUUAAACAAACACAUACACACGCCACAAUUUUUUAACAAUUCAGCCUUGGUAGGGGUCCGUGCUCUACAAAGUGAGCUAAAGUAUUGCUAAAGCAUAAUAGUGGCCUAAGACUUUUUGCACGUUGCUGUACUGUAUAUAUGCAUUAAUGCUUCUAAUUGAAAUACAGUGGAUAUGUACUGUGUGGAAGGGGUGUUUUAAAUAGUUGCUUCACUCUUUACAGUCAGUGACACUAGAUGUCUGUAAAUAAAGUAAACCUGAUAUCCAUGGGGCCUUGAGAAAAUAUGGGGGACGUUAAUGUAUCUGCUCCUAACUCUUAAGAAAAUGUAAUAAAAUGACAUUUCUUGUGCUCAGUCUGAGGUUGAUAAAACUGAUAUAGUGUAUCUCUACAAGAAUGAAACGUGGUGUGCUGUGGAGGGGAUCUCCUGGGCUUUCUAGUGAUGAUAUUUGGGAGGUUCGUCCUAAGAAAUCGAAAAUUUGUAUUCG
Molecule: messenger RNA, 2940 nt
Organism: Dunckerocampus dactyliophorus (ringed pipefish)
Lineage: Eukaryota; Metazoa; Chordata; Actinopteri; Syngnathiformes; Syngnathidae
Product: acyl-CoA dehydrogenase family member 11-like
Exons: 15
Coding region: 52-1959 (635 amino acids)
Molecular function (GO): oxidoreductase activity, acting on the CH-CH group of donors
Source: RefSeq, a predicted model, not a curated record